AUGGAUGCCAUUGAUUUCUCACGGUUGCUUGGUUCCCCAAUGAAGAAAACAAGUUUUGGUGAACAAAAUAGGCUUGCAGCUCUUCAGACGAAAGGCUUGGUAGUGGGGCAUUUUUGUAGGUAAAAACGCUGAAGAAGGAUAAGGAGCAUCCUUUUUCAACACAAAAAUACCGUCACUCUGUACCAUCCCUCCCCAAAGAAGAUCAAGAGAAAGAUAGAAAGAAUCCCAAAAGAUUGAAAACAGGUUCUGCAAACAAAUUCCAUAUAUAUGUGCAUCAAAUCAGCUUGCUGGAUAG
Molecule: messenger RNA, 295 nt
Organism: Arabidopsis thaliana (thale cress)
Lineage: Eukaryota; Viridiplantae; Streptophyta; Magnoliopsida; Brassicales; Brassicaceae
Exons: 3
Coding region: 1-123 (40 amino acids)
Source: RefSeq, marked reviewed